Messenger RNA from Penicillium malachiteum, 1650 nucleotides. RefSeq lists its product as uncharacterized. Lineage: Eukaryota; Fungi; Ascomycota; Eurotiomycetes; Eurotiales; Aspergillaceae. Bases 1 to 1650 code for a protein of 549 amino acids. The record is from RefSeq and is a predicted model, not a curated record. The transcript has 2 exons.
AUGCCUCUCGAUUCACUCGAGGCUCGAGCUUGUCAGCAUCCAGUUGCUGAGCUAGUUUCACAAGCGAGGAAGACUUUCAAUAAGAGCCUCCAAACUCAAUCAAAGACGUUGGAAGAGGCGGUGGUGGAGUACCAACGGAGGUAUAAGAUGCCUCCGCCUCCCCAUUUCGAUGAAUGGUAUGAGUUCGCGAAGUCGCGAGACACCGUUUUAAUUGAUGAGUUCGACACGAUAUACCAUAGCCUUCUCCCUUUCUGGGGACUCUCACCUAGCGUGAUACGUUCUCGUGUAAGGGAGGAUCUGGGGUUCGUCAAUAAAACCUUCGUGAUGGGUAUCUCCAUCCGCAAUGGAGAAGUUUUUGAUUUCGGGAAGGGUCAAGGAGGAUUCCAAAGAGAGGCGACAGUGAAUAUUUUGAAUAAAUUUGUUCAAUGGUUACCGGAUAUGAAUCUCCAAUUCAAUGCCCAUGACGAGCCGCGAGUAGUGGUUCCACAUGAGCAAUUGAAUAGAUUUAUUGCCAAGGGCCGUGAGGUACAAUCCAGCCUGAAUUCCCACUUGAAAAUUUCAAGCCAAUUUUCACCGGGCGACAAUGACGCUAUAUUACCUGUUUCCAUGAGUAGAUGGAUCAAUAUCGAAUUCCAGGAAACAUGGCUCCACUCCCGACUAUCUUGUCCACCAGAGUCUCCUGCUAUGUCGUUGGAUGGCGAUGCGCCAGAUAAUACAGCUGCGUAUGCCAUGGAGCCCUGGGGCUUCGUAUUCAAUCAAACUGCCGCAAGCGAUAUGUGCAAUAGUCCGUCAUUAAGGCAUCGCCUCGGGGUUUUCCAACGUCCUAAUUCGUUCAAGCUGAGCAAUGAGCUCGUCCCCAUGUUCUCCAUGUCGCAUCCUUCCUCAUUCCAGGAUAUCGGUAUUCCGUCACCAUUCUACUACACAGGUGGGGCGAGAUUUGAUCCAGAGAGCUCUGUGCCAUGGGAGGAGAAGAAACCCCAGCUCUAUUGGCGGGGACGAACUACUGGUGGACAUAGCCAGGGAGGUAGCUGGCGUUAUUUGCAACGACAGAGAAUCAUCGAGGCUUUGAACAAGCCGCAAUCACCGCAUAAUGUGAUGCAUCAAAAGUCGGGAGCUAAGUGUGCUUCAAAAGGACACUCUAAUUGGGAACUACAAGAGGCGGACCAAUCAGUAAAUGAUUACUUCAACGCUCAUUUUACGGAUAUCAUCGACUGCGAUGCGGACUGCACAGAAGAGAAAGAGUUCUUCGAGACUGUCGAAAAGGAGCCCCAAAGCAAUGCAUGGCAAUACAAAUAUCUGCUUGAUAUGGAUGGCCACGCAUACAGCGGUCGGUUCUAUGCUUUCUUGCGUAGUAAGAGUGUCCCCUUCAAGAUGACAUUCUUCCGUGAAUGGCAUGAGAAUAUCAUAAUCCCAUGGGUCCACUAUGUUCCCCUUCACAAGGAUGGCAUUGAAAUUGCCGAACUGGUUCGCUUUUUCCAAGAAGAUCCAACUGGCCAGGAGAUUGCAAAGUCUAUUGGAGAGGACGGCUCAGCAUGGGCGGACCUGGCGCUCAGAAAUGAAGAUAUUGAAGUUUUUAUGUUCAGGCUCAUGCUAGAGUAUGCCCGUGUUCAAGAUGAUAAUAGAGAGUGGCUUGGCUUUCAAUUGCCAUGA